Messenger RNA from Metarhizium album ARSEF 1941, 1362 nucleotides. Its product is annotated as Cytochrome P450. The transcript is spliced from 2 exons. Gene Ontology annotation, molecular function: heme binding; oxidoreductase activity, acting on paired donors, with incorporation or reduction of molecular oxygen; monooxygenase activity. The coding region runs from base 1 to 1362 and encodes 453 amino acids. The record is from RefSeq and is a predicted model, not a curated record. NCBI's taxonomy places the organism in Eukaryota, Fungi, Ascomycota, Sordariomycetes, Hypocreales, Clavicipitaceae.
AUGAGCGGCAGACUCUCGCGCAUACUGCAGGCAUUGCACAGGAAACACGGCGACGUGGUGAGGACAGGGCCCAACGAGCUGGUGUUCAUGAGCGCAGACGCCUUCCGCGUCAUCUACGGCCGCCCCAACAGCGGGCAUCCCCCGUUCCUCAAGGCCGCGUGGUACCGCGACAGGCGCUCUGCGCACUCCAACAUCAUCACGGCCAGGGACCCAGAGGAGCACAGGGAGCUGCGGAAGCAGUACUCGCCCGCGUUCAGGCCCAACGCCCUGGCUGACAGCGAGCUGGCCGUCCGCAAGAACGUCGACAUGUUUACGAAGAAGCUGGGGGAGCUCAGCAGGCUGGGACGGGGUGAGGUCGACGUGACGCUGGCCUACAUCUGGCUCACCACGGACGUGAUUGGUGACUUUGUACUCGGACAAGGGUUCGACUGCGUGGCGCAAUGGAACCGCGGCUUCUGGGACGACGUCGUCCUGGACUCGGUAAAGCACGCGGCGAUAUUCAACCUGGUCGCCCAGUCUCGGCUCCUGCGGCCGUUUCUGCCCGUGAUAAUGCCGCCGCGCAUCGAAGAGAUGAACCGGCGAUUCGACGACGUCGUCAAGCAAAAGCUGCAGAGGUGUGCCGAGAACGACGGGCCAGGGGUGAAGAACUCGCUGGCCAGGACGCUGCGGCGGCAGCAACAACAGCAACAACAACAAACACGGUGCCGCGAUCAAAACUACGUCCGCGAGCAGGCCAAGGCCUUUAUCGGCGCCGGCUCCGAGACGGUCGCCACGUCCCUGGCGGCGGCCACGUACUUUUUACUGCGGAACCCGACCAAGCUGCACGUCUUGCAGCAUGAAAUCCGGUCCCGGUUCCCGUCCCGCCGCGACAUCACGGGACACUCGACCGGCGGGCUGCGGUUCCUGCGAGGCGUGGUCGAGGAGUGCCUCCGGCUCUUCCCGCCCGGCACGCUCCCCCUCCCGCGCAUAUGCCCGGGCGCCUUCAUCGGCGGCCGUUACGUGCCGGCGGGCACGGUCGUGUCCGUCAGCCCCUUCGUCACGGCCCGCGACGGCGCCAACUUUCGCACCCCGGACGAGUUUUGUCCGGAGCGCUGGCUGAACGGGGACGGGGCGAGCGCGGACAACACGGGCGCCAGCAAGCCCUUCUCCACGGGACCCCGCGGGUGCCUCGGGGUCAAUCUUGCAUACCUCGAGAUGAGACUGGUGCUCGCGAACCUCGUCUAUCUCUUUGACUGGGAGCUGGUCAGCGACGUCGACUGGAUGCGGGAUGCGCGCGAAGGCAUCGUGUGGCAAAAGCCGGCCUUGGUGGUUCGCUUCUUGCCCAGGGAGGUGCAGGAUGCGCCCUGGGCUGUCGGGUCCUAG